Lodderomyces margitis is the source of this 1233-nucleotide messenger RNA. RefSeq names its product Golgi transport complex subunit. Gene Ontology annotation, cellular component: COG complex. Gene Ontology annotation, biological process: intra-Golgi vesicle-mediated transport. The record is from RefSeq and is a predicted model, not a curated record. The coding region runs from base 1 to 1233 and encodes 410 amino acids. Lineage: Eukaryota; Fungi; Ascomycota; Pichiomycetes; Serinales; Debaryomycetaceae. The transcript has a single exon.
AUGACUACUGACGGAUCCCAGAAUAAUGAGCUAGAAGACUUUGAAGCAUACCUUGAACCGGAUUUUGAGGCUGCCAAUUUUGCCAAUUCACUAUUAAUAUCCACCAAUGGACACGACAACAACCUAUUAGACUUGCAAACCCCCGUGAAAAAGCUCAAAUAUGAUUUAGUUGAAUUGGAUAAAAGAAUGAAGUUGAUUUCAUCGACCAAUUAUGAAUCGUUAACUUCAAAUUUCACUCAAAUCGAACAAUACAAGACGAUUCUACAGGAUCGGAUUAAUCCUCAACUUGUAACUAUUAACAAGCCAUUUGACAAGAUUAAAAGAGAAGUCAUUGAACCGUAUGAGGAUGCAACUCGAUUGAAUAAUGCGUUAAAGAAUAUACAUCAAACUUUGGAGUUGUUGCGUACAUCAUCGUUUUUCAUAUUCAUUAUUCAACAAUUGGAAGAGCUACAAGUAGGAGGUGGGGGUGGUGAUGGUUCUACUAGUAGUCCAAGCGGAGAUGUGGUCAGAACAAGUCGAUUAUAUUCGCAAUUGAUGAAUUUAUACCAAUCAGUAACGACUCCUUCUGGUGGGAUAAAAUCUGAUCUCAGUGGCAACAACAAUAGCAAUGUCAUGUCAAUUCGAUUCAUCCGAGAUUAUCGGGCUACGGCAAUAACUAGGAAACAAAGCUUACUUCAUGAAUUCUCAAGGGUGGUUAAUCAUGAAACCAGUCGAGCAACUUCGUUGAAUUUGAAAAACUUGAAACUAUAUCAUCAUUUACAAGCAUUGUAUAUCCUUGAUCCGCAUGAAUUUUGUCAAAUCUUUGAUAAAUCAACUAUACAACGACUGUUAACAACUAGUAGUAAUCAAUUAUCAAAAGCAUUACAAUCACCAAGAAAUUUCACGGCAAUAAUGACUGAAGUUCAACAAAGCAACACAAUAUAUUUUAAUAAAUUGGAUGAAGUAUUGGCUAAAUGGAACUUGCCUCAUGAUAAUAGCAAUAAAGCUGAUCAAAGUUAUUUACUGUUUAUACUAAGUCAUUAUGGAACUGAUUCAUUACAUUUGCUCUUUUGGCAAAAGUUGGCACAACAAUUGAAACGUAAUAUUGUUGCAACUAUGGCUAGAGGUGGUCCAAUUGCUAAAAAUUUAAAAGUUUAUAGUCAAGGACUUAAAACUUCGAUUGAAGACAAGUUUACUAAUGUCAAAAUCAAACAAGACAUAUUGGAUGCAUUCUCAAUGAUUGAAUACAAAUAA